AUGAUUUUUCAGGAACAAAUUAAACUAGCCAAGAAAGACACAUUCACUUGGUGUGGUGUGGCACUGGACACCUGGAUGUUUCCUCUGGAUGAGGAGAUCUUCCCAGGAGUGAAGCAGCCAAUCUUUUUUAUAAACUCUGAAAAAUUCCAGUGGAUUGGGAAUAUCAUCCGCAUGAAGAAGUUGGACUCUGCUAUCUUUCCUAGAAAAAUGAUAACCAUCAAAGGGACGGUCCAUCAGAGCUUCCCAGAUUUCACAUUUCUUACUGGGAACUGGAUUGGAAGGCUCAUGAAGCUAAAAGGAGAUAUUGAUCCACACAUAGCCUUGGAUCUUUCUAACAAAGCAACUUUGGCUUUUCUUCAACGCCACUUAAAUAUGGACAGAGACUUUAAUCAGUGGGAUCCUUUAAUUGAUGGAAAAGAUGACAACUUGAUUCCAGGAACCAACAUUACUAUACCACAGUCAUCUAUUUAAUCGAGUAACAUGAAAUGUGUAUCGGCACAAUGAUUUUGUAAUCUUGCAAAUGCACAUUUAACAAAUGGGAGUCAGAAGGUUACAUGUUUGAGAAAGGGCCAAUCUAUCAUUAUGCAAAAUCUGUUUUUGAAAUUUCAUAAGAGAACAUUUUUGACUGCUGUGUAUGAAUACGAUUGAAUUUGCACUAUGGAUUAGACGGUGAUCUGAUGUAAAUUUCAUUGCGCAUUUUUUAAAUGGCAAAACUACACAAUCUAUACAGGAUGACUUGUAAAUGGUACCACUUGCUAACAGCCACAUAUUUGCAAAACAGACAGUGCAAUAGACUUUAAAGUUUUUAACACUUCACCAUCCUUUAUCGUGCCUUAAUGUUUUUAGAGUUAUAGAAAGUGGGUUUUUAUAUCAAUGCAAUGUUUUCCAUAAAUCUGUGACUGAUGUUAUAAGGGGACAGUUAGCAGACAACCAUUUGGAAAUAUGAAAUACCAUACUGUGAAAUAUAUUCAUCAUAGCCUGCUUGUUUCACCCUAACAAUCUGGAAAGUAGAAAGUAAUCCCAUAGUUUUCCUCUGAAUCUGUUACUAAUUUCCGGAUUUGUAAGUCAAUAGAAUUGUUUUUACACUACUAAUUCCUGGUCAGUGAAAAACUCUGAAAUGUCAGCAUUUCUAUGGUUUCCAGUAAAGCCACAAAAUGCAAAGUUGUUUAUAUGUAUAUGGGAUUUUGUUUAUUAAACCGAAUAUAUGACUUUUGGUAUUUGUCCCCCCCCCCCAUACAAAAAGUCUUCAUAACACUAAGUAAUGUUCAUACAAGUGCUACACACAAAAGUUGCAUAUUUAUUAAAGAAAAUUUCAACAAGUUUCCACAAAAUGCAGCAAAUUGUUUUCACGGCAAUGUAAACAUUUAAGAGCAUUUGAACAAGAAACAAUAGCCCGGGAUAAAGUACAAUUUAGAAACAUUGUUUCAAAAUGCAAUAAGGAAUCCAGCGAAAGGCUGUGUAAUAACAAAAAACAACAGCCUUCAUCUGCAAAGAGAAAUCACUGAACAGUAAUGGAAGGAGAAAACAAAACUACAGCUCUAUGAACAAGCAGAAGUGCUUAUUGUUGCUAUUAUACGGUUUAUGGUAUUAG
Messenger RNA from Sinocyclocheilus grahami, 1591 nucleotides. RefSeq names its product platelet-activating factor acetylhydrolase-like. Gene Ontology annotation, molecular function: 1-alkyl-2-acetylglycerophosphocholine esterase activity. The coding region runs from base 1 to 471 and encodes 156 amino acids. NCBI's taxonomy places the organism in Eukaryota, Metazoa, Chordata, Actinopteri, Cypriniformes, Cyprinidae. The record is from RefSeq and is a predicted model, not a curated record. The transcript is spliced from 4 exons.